Molecule: messenger RNA, 14188 nt
Organism: Venturia canescens
Lineage: Eukaryota; Metazoa; Arthropoda; Insecta; Hymenoptera; Ichneumonidae
Gene: Vps13D
Product: vacuolar protein sorting 13D
Exons: 17
Coding region: 253-12354 (4033 amino acids)
Biological process (GO): mitochondrion organization; protein retention in Golgi apparatus; protein targeting to vacuole
Cellular component (GO): extrinsic component of membrane
Molecular function (GO): protein binding
Source: RefSeq, a predicted model, not a curated record
CGUAACAACGUACUUGACAACAAUGCGCGUUUAAAUUUCAAUCAAAGAAGUAAAUUGUACUCAUGAUACUUGAAAAUCAAUCGCACUAACACAUUCUGUAGCUAGUCCAUCGAUACAAAUGUUGUCAUUGUUUAUCGACAAGAUCAGAUAAAUAUUUAUGUUGUGCGGAAAACAUAACCUCCAAGGAAUAUUUACAAUUUCUCGUAAACUUUUGAUAGAUCGAGUGUUCGAUGAUAUGAACAAUUCAAAACGAUGUUGGAAGGACUUGUCGCUUGGGUACUCAAUAAUUAUUUGGGGAAAUACGUGGAAAAUUUAAAUACCGAUCAGUUGAGCAUUGCAUUGCUGUCAGGAGAAGUAGAGCUCGAAAAUUUGCCUCUAAAGCGAGAAGCACUGAGACACAUUGGAUUACCGAUAGAGGUUAAAGCAGGAUUCAUAGGUAAAGUGAGAUUGCAAGUUCCGGUACGGCAGAUAAGGACAGCAUCUUGGGUGAUUGCGAUAGAACAACUUUAUCUCGUAUCAGGACCAAUUUGUUUAGAUGAGUAUGAUUCAGAAGUUGAGGAGCAAGCUCUCCAGGAGUACAAACUCGGUCGUUUGGAUUCCCUCGAAGCCAGAUGGCGAGCACAUAAGGAAGCAGAUCCCGGUUAUUAUGCAACCAGUUACAGUUCGUGGCUCAAUUACGGUACAUCGUUGGUUACGAAUAUAAUCGAGAAUCUGCAGCUAAACAUAAAGGACGUGCAUCUACGAUAUGAGGAUGAUGUCACGUUUACAGAUGGUACCGGGAUAGCAUUGGGUGUGACGAUAAAAGGUUUAACGGCACAAAGUUGCGACGCAAGUUGGUUGCCGGGAUCAACAUCAUGGAACUUGACCGACGCAUCUUACAAGCUGAUGGAGCUAGAUGGCUUAUCGAUUUAUUGGAAUCAUUUGAAGAGCGAGAAGGAUUAUUUUGGUCGUUUGAAUUUGGGUGAUCUAGCAAUGGCAAUGAGCGACACGGGGAAAACAUCAUGGAAACAUUUAUUAUUGCCGGUGAGCGCGAAAGCUCACAUAAAAAGAGAUCGCUCAGAAAAUCCGUUGCGAUCGACAAUACGUCCGAGGAUAGUCCUCGACCUUCAGUUGGAUCAAGUACCGAUGUCAAUUACGGACGAGCAAUACGAUCAAAUAGUGAAGUGCAUAAGAGAGUUGGAAGAAAUAGAUCGUCGUAGAAGGCAGAGGCGAUGUCGACCGAACGUUUCGAUAUCGGAGGCGGCAAAAGAGUGGUGGAAAUAUGCGGCACGUUGUCACAUCGGGAAAGACACCUUGAAUAAAAAAAUCACAUGGGACGACGUUAUACGACGUGGCAACGAGAACGUUGCUUACGUCGAGGCGUAUACAAAAUUAUUAGAAAGUCCCACAUCGAUAUUACCACCGGAAACGAAGCAAAUGAAAGACAAAAUUGAGCAAGAACGGACGUACGACGAUUUACGAUUGUUACGGGAAUUAGCAAUGGCGAAAGUAGCACCAAGUUGGAAAUCGAUGGCUCAAGAAACAUCUGCAGCGAAGGUUCCACCUGCUCGAGGUAUCCUCGUUCAAUGGUUUCCCCAGUGGUGGGGUUGGCACUCGAAAAAUUCUCAACCAAGUACGCAAUCUUCAUCCUCGACUUUCGACGGUGAACUUCUCGACGUUUUGGCCGAUACAAUUGACGACAAUACGCUGCUACGACGUGACACUGUUUUUGGCCAAUUCAAUUUCACCCUUGCGAAAGGCGCAAUUUCCGUAUGUACCGCCGGCAACACCACCGACAAUAAUUGUGUACCGAAAAAGGUGAUGGAAUUACAAUUCGAACGAGUCGAUUUGACCUACGAGUCUCGGCCGCGUUCGGGUUCCCACAAAUUUUCCAUAAGCCUCGGAGCCCUUUAUCUCCACGAUUUUCUCACUGAUAAGUCAAUGUUUCCGAUCUUAAUACAACCGCAAACAGCACCGGGCUCUUCGUCUCGUUUACGAGCGUCGUCGGAAAAACUGGUAACCCAACCUUCGGAGCCCCUGUUCGAGAUGAUAUACGAAAAGAAACCGCUGCACAUCGCGGUCGAUCAUUUGCUCCACGUAAAUUCACGAUCCCUCGACGUUGUUUGGAAUCCUCAAGCAGUCCAAUGGCUCAAAAGUUUCAUAAGCAGACCACACAGAAACUCAUCCAGUCGCCGUAUACAAGCGAUGAAACGAAGAACGCGACGUCAAAUAAUGAAAAAUUGGGAACAAAUACUCGAGGGUGAGGUCGUCUAUCGGUCCUCGUGGGACUUGCAGUUCAAAAUAUCAGCGCCACAAAUAUUGCUCGUCGAGAGUUUUACAGAUUGCAACGCGGCGGUGGUCGUCGUUGAUUUUGGAAGAUUGCAUCUAACGAAUAGCAUAAAAAGCAACGGGCCAGUCGUCUUUCGUCCCGGUUCCCCGGGCAGUGAAGAGGAGGAGGAAAGAAAAAAGUAUGGAGAGGGUGAGGAGGACGACGAUGAGGAAGACGAGAGAUUCGAAACGCCGUGCUCGACACCUCCGGGAAGUCAAGAAAACGGUUCGAUCGACGAUUUCCAAGGUUUCACCGAAACCGCGUUUCAUCACAAACUGUACGAUCAGUAUUCCGUCGAUCUUUCCGAUCUCCAGGUACUCGUUGCCAAGGUAAAGGACAAUUGGAAGCACGCCCGUACGCGUGGAAUGUCAUCGCUCCACGUGCUCGAACGUUUCAACAUAACGUUGCAGAUCGAGAGACGAGUGAUCAGUACGACAGAUCCGCAGUUCCCAUCGAUCACCAUUUCCGGCAACUUACCGAGGCUCGUUGUUCACGUUAACGAGCAAAAAGUCGAAGCAAUGAGAACGAUGUACGAGAGAUUGUCGAGAUUCGGUGAGGCGAGUAGAAACGGAUCGCGAACGGAAGUAACGAGCUUGAAUUACGAGCCCGAGAGCCCGAAGAAAAUUCACGAUCGGAACUCGAGCCACGCUAUGAUGGUUCAAUUCAUAGUCGAUCAAAUGACCUUCGAGCUUCAAUCCCGAGGACGAAGCGUCGCUGAGUUGCAAGUCUCAGGAGUUAAAACUGCCUUGAGCAAACGACCGGCCGACAUGAGCGCUUCUCUGUCGGUCCACGGUUUGUUAUUGGUCGAUGCUAUGCAAGAAUUCGGGCCGGAUUUCGAGUUGCUCGUAGCUAGUCACAAGCACGUUGGCAUGGACAGCGUUUCCGGGAGUUUAAGAGAUUCCGAGCCAACGUCACCGGUUUCACCGAUUUCUCCGGGCUCGCCCGACCCGACCGUGUCUCGCAAGCUCACCUCACCGGUCGCUCUCACACGAGCGCUCUCCAGUUUAGCUCGCGACGUGAAAAAUCCUGCAUCACCGAAAAACAAUUCUCUCGUUGGACUCGACCAAUUGGACUCGGAAGCUCUGAUCGUCAUCGAAGUAAUCCUCGUCGAGGACGAUCCAAACGAAAAGCUGCGAGUGGCCAACAUACAAUUCAACAACCUCGAUAUAAUCGCGAACCAAGAAACGAUCGUCGAGCUGAUGGGUUUUGCCAGGAGAAUCUUUCCAACGGGCAAAUCACGUUCCAAACGAGUCGAGAGAACCGAUUCGAUCGCGAGCUUGCCGAGCGAAACAAAAGUUUCAACGAGAACGGAAAUUACUUUCGAUUUUCACCGACUAAACGUUCUUCUCUUGCGAGCGAUAAUGCAGGACAGCCAUUUGGUGGGACGGAAAAUAGCAACGGCGACCAUGUCCGACGCCAGGAUUCAAGCAACGCUCGCCAAUGACACAUCGAUCCUUGGCUCCCUCGGAGGUCUCCAAGUUUUGGAUCAAACCCUCAUCGGUAAAACUCAUCAAAGAAUAAUAAGCGUCGGACGCGACCCAAUUGCUGAUCCAUCGGAUAAUCGGAUCGAGCACUUCUCCAAUUUGUCCGAUCAACCGGAAGCCUUUAGAUUUUCGGCGUCCAGAAGUUCGAGCCAUUCCGAGAGUCUCGAGGGCGUUGAAACCAGCGCGGUAAUAUCGAUAAGAGUCGGUAGCGUUUGGUACACCCACGCUCCACACUUGAUCUCAGAACUGCGAUCUUGCGCCGACGAGUUCAAGCAAUACCUGAGCAAUCUCGCGCGACACAUCAGUGCCGCAGCUACCGAUAUGGCGAUAGGUUUGGUGCACGCCGAAGAUUGGACGGUGCCGCAGCGAAGACGUUUGCCGAGCGUAUCGAUCGAUGGAAACGAGAAUCCGAGCGUUCUGCGACUGAAACUCGACCUCGUCCUCGACAGCCCGGUCCUCGUUGUGCCUCGCGCAUCCGCCAGUCCGCAGGUAUUCGUCGCUCAUCUUGGCACGAUGUCUCUGCAGCACGAGCCAUCCAACGAGACGACGCACAAACAUAAAUUGUCCCUCGAAGUAAGAGACAUGAAUCUGUAUUCGUUGGAUGUUGCAAGCAAAAUCAAUCGAGUCACGAGUUUGCCGAUCCGAGCAGAGGAUUUGUACUCAUGUAAGGAGUCCGGGAAACCCGUGUUGCAUGAUACCAUGAUCAAAGUUACGAUCGAACGGGAGUUGCCUAAAAGUUUCGUCGACCAGGAUAUUCUACUGGAGCAAGAAGCUGUAGAAAAUCCGAUUUUACAUAUUCAUGGAAUCGUCAUAACUCCCCUUCAGGUAUCGUUGUCGCGUGGCCAAUACGAACAACUUUUGGACACGAUUAAUCGGUUGUUUUCAGUGCCGAGAGCCGCGGAGCCGAAGGAGCCACAAAAUCUUUACAGGUCAGCAGGAGGGCCUUACUAUUCCGAUAAGUUUGACCUUUCGAUAAAGGCGCUCUUCGAACUUCCUACGUUGAGCGUCGAAUUGAAGCAGGAUCGUUCGGAGCAGCCUCUCGUCGCAAUGUCGAUGUGCGAUUUCGUCGCAAAGUACGAAAAACUACAGAAAAAAGAAUCAACGAUGCAGGUUUCGUUGCGUUCGUUGCUGGUCGAGGAUCUGCUGUGUCCGAUUGGAUCGAGGCAUCGUUACAUGAUGCAAUCAUCGGCACCAACGAGAGCGGCCAAGUUGCCGGUCGGCGUAUCCAAGUCCUGUCCCGACCUGGCGCUUAAUCGUCGUUGGAAAAGUCUUCGGGGUAGUUUACCCGACAGAUUGGAGACCGAUACGCUGUACGGGACGAUCCCACCGCAUUGGAGAAAAGCACCCUCGAUGGCAGACACUCCGAAUACUCCGCCACCAUCACCGGGAGCCGUCACGACCGAGGAAAAUCUCGUACUCCUGAGUUUCACUAUGACGGAAAAGGAGCCUGCUGCGGACGGGCGAAUCGUUUACAAACAAUUGAUCGGCAUUGACUUCAAUUGCCUCGACCUCGUCAUAAGCGUUGAAUCUUGGAUGAUCGUGUUGGAUUUUUUCAGCAUUGGAACCCCGACGAGCGCUCAUCCACGAACGACUCUACACCAGACGAAAACAACGACGGCAGCGGCGACGACGACGACGACGACGGCGACGACGACGACGACGACGACGACGACGACGACAACGACAACGACGAGCGCGACAUCCGCUACCGAGCAAGAGGACAAUCGAGAUAUUCAAUCGGAAACUGACAUCGAAGUGAGAUCCUUGACUCUGGUGCUGACACAAUCCGAUCGUGAAAUCGCCAAAGCCAACGUUUCAAACGCCAGCAUGCACAUCCUCAAAGACAGUCGAAGGACAAAAGUCUCAGGUUCGUUGGGAUCCAUGUCGCUACUGGACCUGACACCGCAUGGGAGAUUUUAUCGCGAGAGAUUCUCCUCCUCCGGUAGGAAAGCAUUUAAUUUUCAGUAUUCCAGUUACACAGAUUCAAGAAAAAUGCCAUACGACGCUCAACUCAAGCUCCACAUGUCCGCUGUUCAUUACGUUCACACACAAAGAUUCGUCGCCGAAUUGCAAUCCUUUUUUCGGCAUUUUUCACAAUUACGAGCCGUCAUGGCGAAUCUACGCAACGAUGGAACCGUCAUAGUUACCAAUGAGAGAAACACGAGAUUGUCAUUGGAAUUGCACGCUGGUGCACCGGUCAUUUUACUGCCAGUUAGUUCCAGGUCGGACGAGUUGAUAUUGCUGGAUUUAGGCGAAUUGACGGCCCACAAUUCAUUCAGCGAAUCGGCGCUUGACGAAAAGUGUCUUUUGGACACGAUAAGCCUGGAGCUCGUGAACAUGGACGUUUACACAGCGAAGCGAUUGAGAUACGAGGAUCAGAGCGAAAACGUCGAUACACUCGUGGUCGGUGGUUUUCUACUGAAGAAGCUGGGGCCGUCGUUGCUCACGGAAAUGUGUCACUUGAAGCUUCGCAUUGAGAGAAACCUCGACACUUACGUCAGUCGGCGUAUUCCCGAUUUGAGCGUUCAUGGAACAUUAUCGACGAUGAAUUGUGCCCUCGAUCCUGCUCAGUACAUGCUCAUACGUGGCUUCUUGUCUUACAAUGUAGGCGAAAAUUUGGACGACAUAAGAUUUUUCGUCGAGGAUUCAGCGGACACGAGGGAGCGGCCUGUAGCAACGACGAUCGAAACAACGACGAGCGUGUGGACGAAAUCUUGUAUAAUUUUGGACAUCGUAAACGUGACGUUGAAGCUCCACCCCAAUCACGGUAUAGCCGCCUUGGCGUGCGUUAACUUUAUAAAAUCACGGUUAACCCUGGACUCCCUGAGCGACGGAUCGCAGGACAUCGAUCUGGUAUCCCAAGAGAUACUGGUCACCGAUACCCGAUUCCAAGACGAGCCAGUGAACAAACGUUCCAACGUUUUCACCAACAUUCUCCAGCCAUUGAAACACUUCGACGGAGUCGACGAUCGCGUACAGGCUGAGGUUCAUCACCGGAGACGGAGAAGCAAUUCAGCUACGACGAUAUUGCUGCACAGCAUGAGAUUGACGGCUAUUCUCGAUUGGUGGGAAGCAGUCAGAGACUUUUUGAUCCUGAACGCGCCCGAACCCGAGCCCAUUUCCGGAAUCGUUCGAGCUCUUAUUGCGCAGGACAACGAGAAUACUUCACAGAUCGACUGUGCACUGGCUCCAUUCGAGCUCAAGUUGAAUAUCACGGAUUCGGAGUUGGUCGUAGUCGAGGACACAUCGCUGUGGGACACAAACGCUGUUAUACUGAAGUGCACCGCGAUAUUGGCUUACCGUUCGGUUCCCCUGGACGGCGAAAAACCGUUGUCCUGUAAUUUGUCGCAUUGUGAACUCUUCUCCUGUAUUCUUGGGAUGGAAGAGGAGACGGCUUUGUCGAUAAUCGACCCGGUUGGCGCCAGUUUGGAAUUGAACAACGAGCGGUGUCUGGAAAUACAGUUGCAACCGUUGAGCGUUAAACUGAGUUAUCACGACGUGACAAUGUUCGCGCGGAUGCUGAGGUCGUUGCCGAAGCAAACGCUUCUGGCGAAGCAGCGCUCGCACGGGCCACCGGCGAACGCCAAGAGCCACGUUAUGAAGCUUCUGGCGUUGGGGUUCGCUGAAACCGACUGCGAGGCAGCGCUGGACCGUUGCAACGGACAACUGGACGACGCGGCACUGUGGCUGACACAAAAUGCCAUCCCGAGCAUGGAUACCUCGACGACGAACGGCCUCUUUUUUCACACCGUCGAGGUCGACGCUUCCUGCUUAAAAGUGUGCAUCAUCGACGAUUGCCGGGACGCUGACGUGCCCUUGUUGGAAAUAGUCCUCAUAGAUUUGUCGUUGGGCCAAGCGCUCGAAGGACCGGGCACUCUGCGCGCGACCUUCGGUAUCGAUUAUUACAACCGAGUCCUCAGUGGAUGGGAGCCUUUUAUCGAGCCUUGGAAAGCGAGUAUCGAAUGGGAGCACACUUUGUCCAAUUCCGUUACCUCCAGAAGGCUCCAGAUAAACGUUCAGUCGAACCACUCCGUUGACCUCAAUGUGACCUCGACCUUCGUCGAGCUUGUAACUCUCGUCAAGCAAAAUUGGACCCAAGAUUAUUAUUUUUUAAAUAAAGAUUCUUCCUUCAGAGCUCCCAGGGAGAGUCUUCAAGGUUAUCGGAGGCGCUCGCCGUUCGUGCCGUUCGCUCUGAAAAACGAGACGGGCUCGAGGCUCUGGUUCAAAACGUACAUCGCCGUCGCGGAUGACAUGAGGGACACGAGCUUGCGCGCCAAGACCCCGAUUCCUGUGAAACGUGACGAAAGUUGGUCCGAAGUGUCGCCCGGUGGUACCGUGCCGUUCACGUUCGAGGAACGCGGCAAACUUCGUCAUCAUUCGAGCCACGUUGUCCGAAGGCAUCAAGUUGCUGUUCUCGUCGAGGGAUGGAAACCCGUUGAACCCGUUACGAUCGAUAGAGUUGGCAUUUAUUUCAGGCACGCGAUCGCUGAUACGAGCGGGGAUCGUACGAAUCCGAUAAAAACGAGACUCGUAUUCGCCGUUGAGCUCGAAGGAUCGGCCAGGAAAUUAGUGACGAUCAGAUCGGCUCUCCAGGUUUGCAAUAAAUUGUCAUACCCCGUUGAUGUGAAACUCGAAAAAUUGCCGCAAAACCACGUUGGCUAUCAGGUACCUUACGCUUAUUUGAGCGGCAAGAAUCUUCAGGUUCCGGCUCAGUCGAUUACUUCGGUGCCGUUGAUGCAUACGGGGGUACAAAUGACCGUGAGGCCGCUGACGCCUGCCAAAGCUUUCCAAUAUUGCCUCGAGCCCAUCGAAUGGACCGCGGUGAGGAAACCAUCGGAAAUCGUCGAGACCCACACCACGUGUCGGACCAACCAAAACGACAUUUUUCGCAUUUGCGUCGCCGUUAGACGCGACAAUUAUCCGGUUGACGCUAACCAAAUGCUGCCUGCGCACACGAUAUCUCUGUUGCCUCCGGUCACCUUGACCAAUCUCUUGCCACACGAAUUGCUCUACGAAGUUGGCCCCGAAAAGGGCAGAAUUCCUCCGGGUAACAGUGCCGACUUGCAUAACGUCGAUGUCAGAGAGCAGCUCGAAAUCGUCGUACAACUCGACGGCUACCCAGGAACUGGAACUUUGCUGCUUGGACAAAUGAGCAAUUCGUUCGUCGGCCGUAUGCGCUUGUCCGACUCAGCAGGCAGAAUAUUGUUCUUGUACGCCUCGAUCGUCGUCGAGAAAGGAUUUGCCAUCAGAAUCAACAUCACCGCGCCCUAUUGGAUCAUCAACAAGACUGGUUUACCACUGGUUUUUCGUCAAGAAGGCGUUGGCUUGGAAGCAGCUGGACAAUUUGAGGAACACGAAAAAGCACGGAUGGUCGCACCCUUGCUCUUCUCCUUCAGCGACGAAGAAGCCAGCAGAACCCUCGCUGUUCGUGUUGGAACUGGUGUUCAUCCUAACGGCGUUGCACAAUGGUCACAACAUUUUCAUUUGCAGCUCGGUGUCCAGGUGCAUCGACUACGAGUCACUCUUCGCGAUGGCAGGCCAGACGUUGUAUAUUUGAUUGGCGUUGCUACCCGUGCAGCCAGAGGGAAAUACAGACCAACGACGGUCAUCACUUUGUCGCCACGAUAUCAACUGCAUAACAGAUCCUCGUACACACUGGAACUAGCACAAAAGAGUUUUACCACUACCGUUAGCCAUCCUGAUGCCCAAGCAACCUACAUUACCGCGAUGCCCGAUUGUCAUAUGCCGUUCCAUUGGCCACGUCUCGACAAGGACCAAUUGCUCUGCGUACGAAUACUCGAUGUACCGAAUUGUAUGUGGUCCGGAGGUAUAAUAUUAGAUGGCAAUCACUCGUUGACUAUAAACAUACGAGACUCAGCAAGCAAAAUGCAUUUCCUCCGAGUGGACGUGGUUCUUCAGGAAAGUACAUAUUUCAUCGUGUUCACCGAUGCUGAGACGAUGCCACCUCCAAUAAGAGUUGAUAAUUUUUCAGAAGUACCUUUGGUCAUUAACCAGACCUCAGUUUUGGAAAGCCUCCAAUGGACCGUGAGGCCUCAUUGUUCCGUCCCUUAUGCUCUUGACGAACCAACCGAACAAGCAAAUUUAACUGUAACUGCACCGGGUGGUGUCACUCUGUCUUACGACUUGAAUAUAUUGGGUGAAAAUCGUGGAUUGACCUACGAAAACUUUAUCUACAUAGCAUUUACGGGAACUUUCAAAGACGAGGGUGAUCUGGGAACAGGUGAAAGGAACUUGGAUCCACUGGAUGUUGAAACACAAAGAUUAGUGUUGGAAGCCGGUCCCGGAGGAUGGGUAGCUCUGCGUCGAAAACAAUACGGUGCCCGAUCCCAAUUGUGGAGAAUGACCGGUGAUGGUCAAUUACAACACGAAGGCUCGAGUCCACCGCGUGACAAACACUCAAGAACUCCGGACACGGUACUGGUAUUGGAUAUAGCAGGAACGGCUCCGCAACCCUUCACGUACUGUGCUCUAGCAUUGAGGCGACCCGAUCCUCGUAGAAGAUCCACGCAAACUUGGCGAUUUACAGACGACGGGAGAUUGUGUUGCGCUCAUCAAAACAUGUGUGUUCAAUCCAAAGAUGGUUUUAUGGGUCUGCACGAAGGCGGCAGUGUCGCCCGUUGGCAAAUGUGGAGCGAAGCCGUUUUGGGUCCACAAAUUCACAGCAGUCCUCCACCCGUCGAGCAACGAGUUGGCAGGCAAAGACUCAGACCCGGUUCCGGAUUCUUAUCAGUCAGAGUUACGACUGAUGGACCAACGAGAGUUCUGCAAAUACUUGAUAUCAAAGAAAGAAAAAGAACUUUUGCCUUGUUGGAAGAGCGUGACUGGUCUCACAUCGCAGGGACGCAACGUCCAACUCAAAUCGAAACGUACGAAAAAAGUUCAGGUUCGCGAGAGUUACAAUUGAACGUGAAUCUCACUGCUGGCUUAGGACUGUCGAUCGUAUCGCGGAAGCCUGCGGAGGAAUUGUUAUUCGCAAGAUUAGCAGGAAUUAAUUUCGAGCUGAUUCAAUCGAGUUUGAACACGACGUUGAAUCUUAGUGUAAAUAACGUACAAAUCGAUAAUCAACUUUUUGAGGCUCAGUGUUCUUCAGUUUUGUAUAUUGCGAAAACAUCGAAACCGGACGCAGACGAGAGACCAGCGAUCGAAGUUGCUGCGGAAAAAUUAGCGUCCAAGAAUCAAAACGCUGAGAUAUACAAACAUCUCGUCAUGAGCAUAAAACCGCUGUGCGUCCAUUUGGAGGAGAGACUGAUAUUGAAACUCGCAGCUUUCGUCGGUACUGGACGUUCUGAAUUGGAUGUACCGGUCGAUGAAAACGAUUUCAAAGCACAACGAUUCAUAUCUGAAGUAUCAGCUGCUCAUGCCAAACGUUACUAUUUCGGAGCUUUAAAACUUGUGCCCAGUCAGGUUAAAUUGAGUGUUCUUACGACGACGAAAUUGCCACCUCAUCUUCAAUCGAUCAAACGAAAAUUAGGACUGACUCUGAUAAAAUUCGAAGAUGCGACGAUAGAAUUGGAACCAUUCAUCAAAAAACACCCCUUCGAAAGCAGCCAAUUUCUUAUUCAUUCUAUCAUUAGACACUACAAAGACGAAUUAAAAUGGCAAGCAGCUGUGAUAUUAGGCUCCGUAGACUUUUUGGGCAACCCUCUCGGGUUCGUGAACGACGUGUCCGAAGGUGUUUCAGGAUUAAUUUACGAAGGAAGUGUCAAAACAUUAGUAAAAAAUGUGACUCACGGCUUAUCGAAUUCGGCUGCGAAAGUAACGGAAUCAUUGUCCGAUGGGCUCGGACGUGUAAUUAUGGACGAACGUCACGAAGAAGCAAGACAAAAAAUACGCGCUAAUAAUGCUGGAAGCAGCGACCAUUUGGUCGCUGGAUUGAAAGGACUUGGAUUUGGACUGUUGGGUGGAAUGACAAGUAUUUUUAAACAAACGUAUGACGGUGCUGCCAAUGAAGGUUUCCCUGGAUUUUUCGCCGGUUUUGGUAAAGGCGUUGUGGGGACAAUAACUAAACCAGUUGUAGGAGUUUUGGACCUCGCGACUGAAACAGCAACGGCAGUUCGGGAAACGAGCAGAAGCGCCCAUCGCACAAUACCAAAAAGAGACCGCUUGCCUCGUGUAGCGAGUGGACCUGCGGGCCUCUUGCCGCCUUACAGUUCGCAACAAGCCGAGGGCCAAGAAUUUUUGUACAUUAUUAACGAACGUGACUAUUCCGAAUUAUUCGUGGCAUACGAGUGUCUUUGCAGUGGAACGGAAAAUCUUCGCGUUUUGGUCUCGAAUGUACGGGUUCGUGUAAUAUCAGGAGGAACCAAGAGCGUUGUUACGGAAGUCAGUCUCGCUGAUUUAUUGCACUGCCAACCGAUUCAUAAAAUUGAGAGCGACGGUACGACUCUGCAUUAUAUCGAGCUGACAUCCAGAACUGAUACGGCAACAGCUCUCCAUGUCGACGGAACUGAACUUCUGAGAAGACCAAAAGUUCGUUGUGACAGUGCAGACGUUGCUAAAUGGUACGGCUCACAUUCAUUUUCCAGGUGUCACAGCAAAUAAAUUAUGCAAAAGGAAUGCACGGAGAACGAAGUCUGACUCUGAUGUCAUCGGACAACUUAUUGGAUAACAUCCGUUCGUACAAUUAGACAAAAGACAUUGAGAUAAAGGGGAGAAAAGCGUCGAACGAUGUGAGUUUGCUGAAUAGAUAAAUACGUUACGAGCAUUGAUCUCCUAUAUUCGAAAAACCAAAUAACAAAAUAGUCAAAGCAGAAUCGCCAUCACGAAUCGUUGGAAUUCUAGUGGACUGAAUGAAAUGCUGACGGUUCAAUUGAGCACAAAAUUUAUUUGUAUUUUGUUCCCUUCAUACUAUAUUGUCUACGUAAUCUCAAUAUGAUUUCGUGAUGAUCGAUUUACGUUGGUUAAAUUUCACAAAUUAUCAUUGAUAAGGAAAUUGUGUUGCAUGUUAAAAAAGACAAAGUGAAAAGAGAGAAAGAAAGUCCACCAAAUUUUGUAAAAAAAAAACGAAAAAAAAAUACCAAACAAAUAUAUUUUUUCGGAUAUUUAUUCCUUAGAAGCGUUAGUACGAAGGAUAUUACGAUAAGUCUGCGCUAUUGCAAGGGGCACAAUACAAUAGAAAACGUGAAUACCUUGUUACCCCCGUUGGAGAAGCUCCCGGAAACAAAAAAAAUGUCUUGUUCCUAUGCAUACGCGGGUGCGCAUACUCGUGGGUGAGUGAUGUGUGUGUGUGUGUGUGUGUGUGUGUGUGUGUGUGUCGCGCGCGACUGAAGUAAAAUUUUUUAUUUUUCUUCUUGCUCUGACUCGUGUCCUCGAUUCAAUUCCUCAAUUCUUAGAGGCGAGUAACCGAUGGAUCAUUAAUUUUUUUUCAAAUUUAACGAGAUUUAAAAAAUGAAUAUUCAAACUUUUCUAUUCUCCGGAGAUGAAAUAUCUGAAGGGAAUCUCUGUUUCUCAUAUUGUUUUGACAUGCGAGGAAAAUGAUGCAGGAAUACAUGAAAAAAUGAUGCCUUUGAAUAGCAAACAUUGUCAAGAAAUUGAAAAAUUAAUGAGAGCCGGAAGAAAUACCUCUUAAUAUCGAUAAAUCCGACUCAUUUAUUCAUUACGUUAAAUUUCCUCCAUAGAUUGCCAAAAGAAGCACGAGUAGAGGCAAUGAAGUAAAAAAUUACUUCUCUCGCAUUAGCUGUAUAUAUGGGUGAUGAAAACAUCAAUUUUAUUUGGUUUACACACUCGUAAGCAAUUAUGCAAAUACUUCACGGAGAAGUAUCUCUCACAAUUUGAGCUUCCUAAAAAAAAAAUUUCAUAUUUAAGAAACUCAUUCUACCGAAAUUUGUAAAAAUUCUCUCAGUUGCUUAUGAACGGUGUCGCAUGAAAAAAAAAGAAAAAAAAAAGCAUUUCCUCGGUGUUGGACAUCCAUGUGCUAGCAACGUCUUGAAAUUUUGUUGGAAAAUCUAAUUUGUAAGAGGAUUAUUUCUCUGUGAGGUAUCGCAGUAAUCACUGACGACUCUGACAAAAUUGAAGAGUCGAUGAGUAGAAAAAAAGUUGCAUAAGCCACAUAAAUCACCCCAAUAUACGUAAAUGUAAAACUUGUUAACCAGAAAAAGGACAUGGAGUAAAUGCAUAUACCGAAUAAUGUGAAUAAAUGUACCAUAGCACGCUUUUAGAUAUAGUGUACAAUUCAAAGGAUGGUUAAAAAGUAGUUGAUAUUACCUUGAGUUGCAAAAAAUGUGAUAGAAUACAAUGUUAAUAAUUUGAAAAAGCCAGCAACAGUCAUGCAUCUUUUUGUUGUGAAAACACAAAUUAUGCGGUUGAACCGAACUGAAAUUAUAUUUUUGUUUCUCAUCGUUUGAAAUUAAAAUGAAGCGAAUAGCAUUGCGUUGAA